AAAUUUCGAUUUCAAGUAUUUGCGCAAAAUUCCGAAGCUUUCAUUCGAAAUGACUUCUAGCGAUCUGCUCAUCGUAACACCCACCAAAUUGACCUUCCAGGCGCCAUUUCCGCAUGCGCAGAAACGCCUAAUCAGUCUCCUUAACCCUACAGGUCAGCCGCUGCUCUAUCACAUGCAGCCCAGCAAUGAAGAGUUUUAUGCUGUCGAACCGACGUCCGGUACUCUGGCGCCUUUUGACACCACCGAACUAACCAUCACGCUGAAGUCCAUUUCCGGUGAGCUCCCUGAUUGUUGCUUCGAUGUCAAAUACGUGGCAGAACGUGAUGGCGACAUCGUAGCUCCGGACUGGUACAAAAAUGCACAACACCCUACCGCCAACGUCAGCGUCUGCUUAGACAACUCUGAGGCCGACUAUGCGAAUGCUUCCGUGCGACUUCGAAUGCAACUCAAUAAUGGAUAUGAUCCCAACGAAUUACUGAAGACCAUCGAGAAGCAGUACAAGCCCGUGUGCGGCAAAUGUGCCAUGAAACGGGAGCAAAUGAAAACCUCUUUUUGGCAAAGCCGAGCCUUUUGGAUUGCACUAAUAUUUUUUGCUGCUGCUUUCUAUGUAUUCAAAAAUCACAUUUGCGCAGCUUUCAGUCUUUUCUCGGAGCCGGGCUAUUGAGCAAUUCUUGAUAGCUCGUCAAAUACUAUGUAC
This is a messenger RNA of Scaptodrosophila lebanonensis, 697 nucleotides long. RefSeq lists its product as uncharacterized. Lineage: Eukaryota; Metazoa; Arthropoda; Insecta; Diptera; Drosophilidae. The transcript is spliced from 2 exons. The record is from RefSeq and is a predicted model, not a curated record. The coding region runs from base 50 to 664 and encodes 204 amino acids.